Molecule: messenger RNA, 1256 nt
Organism: Asparagus officinalis (garden asparagus)
Lineage: Eukaryota; Viridiplantae; Streptophyta; Magnoliopsida; Asparagales; Asparagaceae
Product: G patch domain-containing protein 11
Exons: 5
Coding region: 56-823 (255 amino acids)
Cellular component (GO): kinetochore
Molecular function (GO): nucleic acid binding
Source: RefSeq, a predicted model, not a curated record
CCUAGCAUUUCGCCUCCUCGGCUGCAACGGAUUCCGAGCUUUUAAUCCGUCAUCAAUGGCGGGAAACGAGAACGCGUGCGAUGGGGAAGAAGAUUACAUGGGCGAUCUCUCCCUCUUCCUCCCGCCAGAAGUCUCUACUUCCUCCUCGUCCUCCACCUCCAAAAAGAAACCCCUUGUCAAGACUCAACCACCUCAAAUCCCUAAAGCAAAGAAACUCAAAGGCCUUAAUUGGCAAGAACGGCGGAAACUUGAGAGAGAGCAGAAGCAAAGAGAAGAGGAUGAGCGAACCCUAGCUGGGCUAGAAUCGGCGAUCCCUGAGUCAAACAUAGGGUUCAAGAUGCUAAAGAACAUGGGUUACAAUCCCGGCUCCGCACUUGGGAAGGGUGGGGUUGGACGGUCGGAACCAGUGGGGCUUGACAUCAGACGGUCGAGAGAAGGGAUUGGUACACGGGAAGAGGCAAAGAGGACAGAGAGAGUUAAGGAGGUAAGGCAGAGGAGGAAUGAAGAGGAAUUGAUGGAGGAGUUUGGAUCAAGGAAGAAGAAUCAGUGGAGAAAUAAGAGGAUUUUUUGGGACUAUAAGAAGGCAGAGGGCGCACUAGCUCAGUUGGAGAAUAGGGAAAUUGUUGAGCCUGAGAAGGAUGCCAAUGAUGAGGAGAAGGUAGAGGAAGAACAGGAGGAAGAGGAGAUCACAGAGGAGGAUCUGAAUGACAUUUUGAUGAAGCUGAGAGUCGAACACCGAUACUGCCUCUACUGUGGAUGCCAGUAUGAAUCCGCGGAGGCACUGGAAGUCAAUUGCCCUGGAUUGUAUGAAGAUGACCACUAGAUCUCAGUCCUGACUGACUUGGUUCGCAUGAUAUACUUUGUGUAAAUUGUAUGUAUGGAAACACUUGGGCGUCUAAUGUACAAUCAUGCAGAAACCUUUGAUAUUCCAGAUCUUUUUUUUUGGAAUAGGAUGACACACUUUGUAAGCAAAUCCCCAGUUUUCGUUCUCUAUCUCUCUCCUCCUGGCAAUUUAGUUCAUUUCUAGAGUUCCACUGUUAUGUUUGAAUUUAUUAUGAUUUUGAGGGGCAACUGGCAAGCAUAGUAGCUUUUAUUGUUCAUCAUUUUCUUGAUCUCCAUCUGACUAAUCUCUUGAUCACUACCAACUCCACCAUCUAAUUCCUCUUCCGUCAUUUGGAUCUAUUUUUCUCUUUUGUUCCUUUGAUUAAAACUAUUUAGUUUUCAUCCAUCGGUUUACUUCUUCACCAUUCUAAUAG